AUGGCAAAGAACAAACCCGAUGCGAGCGAAUUGGCGGCAAAAGAAAAUAGAAAGAGGAUUGCUAUAGAUGAAGCAGCUAUUAGUAAUAGAACUAGAUUGCCAUCAUUACAACGAUUCAGGUGGAGAGUUGAUGUAGCAAUAUCAACAAGCGUUUUAAAUAGAGUAUUAGAACCAAGCGUUAUGAUGGAAAUGACUUUGAGUGAUGGUACUAUUCAUAAUUUUGAGGUACCUGUGUCAAAAUUCCAUGAAUUACGAUACAAUGUUGCAUCUGUCAUUAAAGAAAUGGAAGAUCUUGAAAAAAGAAGUAUACUCAAGAUUCAAGAUUGA
This is a messenger RNA of Saccoglossus kowalevskii, 327 nucleotides long. RefSeq names its product COMM domain-containing protein 5-like. Gene Ontology annotation, cellular component: nucleus. Lineage: Eukaryota; Metazoa; Hemichordata; Enteropneusta; Harrimaniidae. The record is from RefSeq and is a predicted model, not a curated record.